Chelmon rostratus (copperband butterflyfish) is the source of this 7377-nucleotide messenger RNA. RefSeq names its product strawberry notch homolog 1 (Drosophila) (gene sbno1). The transcript has 33 exons. Lineage: Eukaryota; Metazoa; Chordata; Actinopteri; Chaetodontiformes; Chaetodontidae. Gene Ontology annotation, molecular function: histone binding; chromatin DNA binding. The record is from RefSeq and is a predicted model, not a curated record. Gene Ontology annotation, cellular component: nucleus. The coding region runs from base 324 to 4538 and encodes 1404 amino acids. Gene Ontology annotation, biological process: regulation of DNA-templated transcription.
GUGGUCACGUGAUGUCGUAUUAGCUCGCUGACUCUGCUAUGUUUGUCGUUUGUGCUAACGUUUUAGAAAUGCUAAAUUUCUCGCUUUUAUCGGUUUAUUGUCAUCGAUGGACGCCCUGCAGCUGCUCGAAGACCCGUUUUUAUCGAGGCUUGUCGAGGAGUUUGGCCACAAAAACGCCAGCUGUCGGCCUGCAUGUCACGUGACCAGCAUGCGGCUGAGCGUUUGAUAAAAGAUGGCGUGAGCGCGGCGGAGCGAAGAGGACAACAAACCCCGAACUACUGAGCGCCGCCGAAUGCGAGCCGGAGCGGCCGUUGAACUGUCAAAUGGAUCCUGGACAGGAUUUGCUUCUCGCUGCCCUGAGUGAGAGUGGCAUUUGCCCAAAUGAUAUUGGCUUAUUUGAUGUUGAUUCUCAGGAUGUUGCACAGCCCUCUACAACCCAGCAAUCUAUCUCCAUCAGUGCCCUGGAUGUUGGCGUGGGGACGGAGUCAGUGGACGUGGUUCGAACUGAGCCUCCAGCUCCAGUCCCUAUAGUUACUAUCAGGCACAAACCUCAGCCAUCAACCACCACGUUUGUCUUAAAUCAGCUGAAUCAGUUGCCGUCGCUUGGAGCUGUUGUGACCAAGCAGUCAGCCACAAACAAUAUCAAACAUACCAUAACCGUCACCAAGGUGGUCCAUGUUGCUAAUUCAGCCCUGCGAGGUUCUUCAACCCCCUCUUCCACAAGUACUAUUCCACCUUCAGCGCCCACAGUAGUGCCUUCUAACAGAGAUCAGAUUCAGUUGAAAGACCUUCUCAGGACUGGCAAUGUGAAGGGCACCGGUCUAAAGGGCAACAGUCUGAUGGAGCUCAUGAAGCUGAAGCCCCCACCUGACAUUACUACACCAGUAGCAACAGCAACGGCCACAGGAGAAAUGAACAAUGGACUCAAGAAGGAAGUAUUGGGUAAAGAUGCUGCCAGGAUCUGGAUUAAUGACAGCAUUAAAACACAAAACUUCUCACACUCUCUGAAACCUCCAGGGAUGAAGGAGGAAGAUGAGCCCGAGGAGGAAGAGGAAGAUGAGUUGGGCCAUGCAGAAACAUAUGCAGAGUACAUGCCAAUGAAAUUAAAGGUUGGCCUGCGGCAUCCUGAUCCUGUGGUGGAGACCAGUUCCCUGUCCAGUGUUAGUCCUCCAGAUGUGUGGUACAGACUGUCCAUCCCGGAAGAAGUCAUCGACAGUGGCUGCCUGUCCGCUCUGCAGCUGGAAGCAAUCACAUACGCAGCUCAGCAACAUGAGACAUUCCUCCCCAGUGGUGAUCGAGCCGCCUAUUUGAUUGGUGAUGGAGCUGGUGUGGGGAAAGGCCGGACCAUUGCAGGUGUCAUCUAUGAGAAUUACCUUUUGGGCAGGAAGAGAUCACUUUGGUUUAGUGUCUCAAAUGACUUGAAGUAUGACGCUGAACGGGAUUUAAGGGAUAUAGGAGCCAAAAACAUCCAGGUUCACUCACUGAACAAGUUCAAAUAUGGCAAAAUCUCCUCAAAACACAACGGGAGUGUGAAGAAAGGUGUGAUAUUCGCCACCUACUCUUCCUUGAUAGGAGAGAGCCAAUCAGGAGGGAAGUACAAGACCAGAUUUCAGCAGCUUCUCCACUGGUGUGGGGAGGACUUUGAUGGAGUCAUUGUCUAUGACGAGUGUCACAAAGCCAAAAAUGUGUGUCCAAUCGGAUCAUCCAAACCUACAAAGACUGGGCUUGCAGUGCUGGAACUGCAGAACAAACUCCCCAAGGCUCGGGUUGUGUAUGCAAGUGCUACAGGUGCCUCUGAACCACGAAAUAUGGCCUACAUGAAUCGGCUGGGCAUCUGGGGCCACAAAACACCUUUCAAAGAGUUUGGCAACUUCAUCCAAGCGGUCGAGCGCAGAGGUGUAGGUGCCAUGGAGAUAGUUGCUAUGGACAUGAAACUUAGGGGGAUGUACAUCGCAAGACAGUUGAGUUUCACGGGUGUGACUUUCAAGAUUGAGGAGGUUCCCCUGACUCAGAAAUAUAUUCACAUGUACAACAAGUCAGUGAGACUGUGGGUGAGUGCACGUGAGAAGUUCCAGCAGGCUGCGAACCUCAUGGAUGCAGAGCAGCGCAUGAAGAAGUCCAUGUGGGGCCAGUUCUGGUCUGCUCACCAGAGGUUCUUCAAAUACCUCUGCAUUGCCUCCAAAGUCCGCAGAGUGGUCCAGCUGGCCAGAGAGGAGGUCCAGAAUGGAAAGUGUGUGGUGAUAGGUCUUCAGUCCACUGGAGAAGCAAGAACACUCGAGGCGUUGGAGGAAGGAGGAGGAGAGCUCAAUGACUUUGUGUCAACUGCAAAAGGUGUGCUGCAGUCCCUGAUUGAGAAGCACUUUCCAGCCCCUGACAGACAGAAGCUUUAUAGCCUGUUAGGAAUCGACCUCUCAGCCAAGAAGACGCCCUCUCCCAGUGACACUGCAGCACAGCCAGAGCAGAAGGGCAAGAAAAGGAAAGGUCCAGAGGUCAAAAAGCAGCAGAAAAAGAAGCCUCGCAAGCACGGUGGAUUGUCAGGUACCAGCUCAGAGGAGAGCCAGUCAGAGGAGUCGGACAAAGACUCUGGUAAAGACUGCGACAGUGACGACAGCUUCAAAUCUGUCAGCUCGGCAGAUGAAGACGACGACUUCAACCCAUUCAGAGAUGAGUCUGAUGACGACGCGGAAGAUGAUCCUUGGCUAAUCAGAAAGGAACCAAAGAAAGGAAAAGAGAAGAAGAAAAAGAGAAGGAAGAGUAUUGAUCCAGACUCCAUUCAAAGUGCCUUGUUAGCCUCUGGGCUGGGCUCUACCAGGCCUGCUUUCACUGCCUCUGUUAACCCAUCCAGCACCCCUGCCACAGUCAAGGCAGAGAUUCAGGACAGCUGCAUUACAAGUCAUGACGCAGUGGAACAUGCCCAGAAAAUGAAGAGAGAUCUGCUGGAAAAACUCGAGGAGCUAGCUGAGGAGCUACCUCCCAACACUCUGGACGAGCUAAUAGAUGAACUCGGAGGACCCGACAAUGUAGCUGAGAUGACUGGCCGUAAAGGUCGUGUGGUCAGUAACGACGAUGGCACCAUCACCUACGAAUCUCGCUCUGAGCUCGACGUCCCAGUGGAAAUCCUCAAUCUCACAGAGAAGCAGAGGUUCAUGGAUGGAGAGAAGAACAUUGCCAUCAUCUCAGAAGCUGCCAGCUCAGGUAUUUCCCUGCAGGCCGAUCGUCGAGUGAAGAACCAGCGGCGGAGAGUCCACAUGACGCUCGAGCUGCCGUGGAGUGCAGACAGAGCUAUACAGCAGUUCGGGAGAACUCACAGGUCAAACCAGGUCACAGCACCAGAAUAUGUCUUCCUCAUAUCGGAACUUGCAGGAGAGCAGAGAUUCGCAUCCAUUGUUGCCAAAAGGCUAGAAAGCCUGGGUGCUCUCACUCACGGAGACAGAAGAGCAACAGAAACUCGAGAUCUCAGCAGGUUUAAUUUUGACAACAAAUACGGCAGAAACGCUCUGGAAAUCGUGAUGAAGUCGAUCGUAAAGCUCGAUGCUCCGUUAGUGUCUCCACCCUCUGACUUUAAAGGAGAUUUCUUCAAAGAAAUUCAGGGAGGAUUAAUAGGCGUGGGCCUUAUAAAUGUGGAGGACAGAUCCGGCACACUGUCACUGGACAAAGACUACAACAACAUCGGGAAGUUCCUGAACCGUAUUUUGGGUAUGGAGGUCCAGCAGCAGAAUGCCUUGUUCCAGUACUUUGCUGACACAUUGGGAGCAGUGAUCCAAGAAGCCAAGAAGAAUGGCAGAUAUGACAUGGGCAUUCUUGAUCUUGGCUCUGGUGAUGAGAAGGUGAAGAAGGUGGACUGCAGGAAAUUCCUAACACCGGGCUACACCACAUCAGGACACGUGGAACUCUACACAGUGAGUGUGGAGAGAGGAAUGUCGUGGGAGGAGGCGACGCAUGCAUGGGCAGAACAGAACGGACCAGAUGAUGGCUUCUAUGUACAGACGAGGAACAAUAAGAAAACAGCCAUACUGGUCAAAGAGGUGAACACCAAGAAGAGGCUCUUCCUGGUGUACCGGCCGAACACCGGCAGACAGCUCAAACUCGAGACGUACACAGACAUCAAGAAGAAGUUUAAAAAGGUCUUAUCAGAAGAUGCCAAGCAGCACUGGACCGACCAGUACAAGUCAUCUGCACAAAUCUGCUCUCAUGCAUAUUGGCGGGGGAACUGUAAGAAGGCGUCAGUCGGCCUGCAGUGUGAAGUUGGUCUUCGGUGCAGGACGUACUACGUUCUGUGCGGCUCGGUGCUCAGUGUGUGGAACGAGGUGGAGGUAGUGCUGACUCCACUCAGUGGAACCAAUGUAAAGGUGCAGAUUGUGCGCCUCAGAACAGAAGAUGGACAGAGGAUAGUUGGACUGAUCAUUCCAGCGAACUGUGUGUCUGCACUAAUUAACAAGCUCUCAACGUCGGACCAGUGCCAGCAGCUCGCUGUGCAGGAGCAGCAGAAGCGGCAGCAGCUCCACCCCCAAAGUCUCAGUCAUGCACCCAGCACAUAGUCUGGGGUGGACUACUCGGCUUCAUGGGUGUUGAUCCCAUCUCCACCCCCUCAAGCCUGAAGGGAUCGGACUCAUCAGUCGCUAUCUCUGCACUGCAGGCUCCAGGACCGCUGUCCCCCUUGUUCUGCACCCUCACACCCCCUCAGAUGUAAAGAAGUGGUUGUACAGAGUAAAGAUUUCAGGGUUUUUCUUUUCUGUUUCCUUUUUUUUUAAAUCUCCAGAGACUCUUGUUUUCACCUAGAGAGAUUUGAUGGGUGAUGUUUUGUCCUCUGACAUUCAGAGUGAAAAGAUUUGGAAUAUUUGAUCGAGACUGAGUUGAAACCCAGAGGGCAUGUUGGCCUGUGAGUCAUCCACGCCUCACCCAUGCUUUAUGCUGUUCAGUCCGGACUACCUGGUAUGAAGCAAAGACUUCUUGGUUCAGGCCAAAGGUGGAUGAGACAAAGACCACUGUGUCUUUGAAAGUCUGAGGGCUGCUUUGAUCCAUUCAAGUGGGCAUUUAAUGCUAAACUGCAAUCUGAUAUUAAUAUAUGAUGAAAACUAUCAGUUUAUUGCUCCUCAGACAUUAUUCAGUACUAAUAAAGAGAACAAAACAGUUCUUUGAAGUAGAGAAAGUGAUGCAGAAUAUUAGUCCAGUUAAAUACAGGAAACCUGACAUGUGCUAAAUUUCUGAUUCCCUGCAGCAAAAAGCCCAAAAUAUCUUAAUUGUCAGGAUCCACUAGCAUCAUAAUCACAGACCAGUUUGUUUUUUACUCAUCUUUGUUUUGCACAUGGGUCUCAAAUUGACCCCAGGUCCUUGGUUCCUUUAAUUCCGGAUUUGUUCCUCUUUGUCCAUCAUGUGGCAUUAGAGGAUAGAUUCACAACUCACCAAAAAAGCCUGGUGUCGCUCUGAACAUCAGAACAGGUUUUUCUUGCUGUAAUCUUUCCUCCUGUUCGUACUGGCCCUGAAGAGAUCCAUUCCUAAUGUGCUUUCAAAGGACAAGAUAGAGAAUGAAACCACAGCCCUCUGUUUGUGUAAGCAUGGAGGCCGCGAUGAGUCGAUAUCCUCCAAAGUUACCGUCUUUUCAGUGCUAAACUCCCUUUAUGUGUCUCCCUGUUUAGCUGCAGUAGGACAGGAACUGAACUCUUGAUUUGGCUCAGUCUGCUGAAGCCUCAGAUUCAUUUUGGUUAAACUUUUGAAUUAAGGCCUGUGGGUUUCACACCCAUCACUUCCACUGAAAGCACUCUUUUAAUUGUUGGUUUGAACAAGAAGAAUGAUUGUAGCAAUCCAAACCUGUUUCGGAGUUUUAAGACUGACUUGACAAAGUGUGAACUGAAACCGUUAACAGCCGGGAGUUUUUCACAUGUUGCUUUGUGUCAGUACAAAUAGCUGCUGUAGUCGGGCACCUUUUACAAAGCACAGACAAGACUGCGGUGAAAGAUUUGCUCAUUUUAGUGUCGGCCGUUCACUGGUUUCUGUUCAUUAAAGUAGGAAAAAGUUUCCCAAAGAUGAAUACUGAAGCUGUAAAAAAAAAAAAAAUAAAAUGUGAGGAAUGAGUUCAGAUUGUGUUAUCAACAAACCAAACUUUCAACACACUGGAUUCAUCACAUUACUCCAAGUCUCCCUAUUCAACAGUACAGUACGUGGUUUAUGACACACAAUGUAGUUAUAAAGAGAAGGACUCUACCGAUAACUACAGUUUCUCCUGUAAACACGUCUUGUUUCAACUGUUUCACUUCAUUGGCAUUAAUGUCAUCAUACAGCAGCAUCCAGUCAUGGAGUCACAGCUGUCAGAUAUAUUAAUAAACACUUCACACGCUGGCUGGACUAACUGUCAUUCAAAGGAGAGGAAAGAGAAACUUUAAUCCAGAGCAAAGGAGUCGUGAGAAAAGUGAGAUGCAUGUUCAUGACAAAGACCAUCACUUUUUUUUAUUUUCAGACUGGUUUCAGAUCAGUGUUCAGACGUUACUUUUUUAUUUUGUCGCUUUUUUAAAUGGAAUUCUGCUCAGGGGUUAAACUCGUACAAAGACCCUCUUUGAAAAACAAAACAAAGAAAAUCUUUAGAGUUUUAUCUGAAAUGCAUGACCAUAACACGAAUGCUCCUUCUAUACCUCUAUUCAGUAACGUUGCUCUGUGGUCGGCUGUAUUUACAGCUCGCGUCCUCAUGUGUACGUGUUUCGAACACGUCUCUCUUAUUCCUCUGCUUUCUCCAGCCGAGUUGUAAUUAAAAUGGACGAUUGCUUCUGUUGAAUAGAGAAUCUGUUCUAGCUACACUAGAUCUGCACUGGAAGGGACAGACCGGAGUGUGGAGACAUGAGCUGUCCCCGUAGCGGACGAUUAAAGAUGCUCAGACACAUCCUCAUCCUGUGGAUUAGUUCAUGUUAUUUAGUGUGUUUUCUCCUCUGUCCUUGAUCGAUGCAUUUAAAAACGAGUGAAAUAGGAAGAAGUCUUUGUAUCAUACCGAUGUGCAUUUUGUACACUUUGUAAAAGGAUCAGAACUGAAAUUCUUCAUGCAGAACAUCUCAGCUGUUGGACAGAACUGGGGGAGACUUUCCUGAAAAGGUCUGCGCUCUCAUUCCAAGUCACAUCUUUUAACUUGAAUGUCCACCAUUGCAUAAGCCAACAGCACGUUUUUAUUUUGUCUUUUGAGAUGUUGUGUUCUCGGGCUGCCGACUUGGUAACGUGGUGUUUUGGAUGCUGUGCAGCGUCGCAGCUGAUCUGCUCCUCUGAAGUCGAAACACUUGAAGGACUUCCCCCCCUUUCAUCGUUGCACGAGUUGCACUACUGACAGAGUUGUACAAAUAUUCAUCAUGUCCUGUACAUGAAUGAGUGCAAUGCUCAAUAAAGCUUGGUAUACUUCUA